GGAGACCAGCAUGGGACAACUAGCCCGGCCAUGGACAGUCCACAUGGUACACCACAAGAGGCUCCGGAGGCUCAUCCGGGUGCGAUCUCUGCUGAAAGAGAAAGGCUGGAAGUCACAGAUGACAGAAUGGCAGUUGAUCCAGCCCGGAGCUUUCCAGGCGAUAGAGGCAGCGGUUCACCGGAGUACUUCUCUCCACAGGCAAUGGCACUUCUAGAAAGCAGGCGCAAGGAGUUGGAUCACGAGCGGCUGACUGUCGAAGAGUUGAGACGUCAAUUGAAGCAAGACGCGCAUCGCCUUCGUUCCUUCACUGGAAUGAGCAAGGAACAGGCGCUGUUGCAAGAAGCUGGCAUAGCCUUGGAUAGUCGAGUAUCAGCCCUGAACAGGGCACUGAAAGAACACCGGGUCAUCCAGCAGACUCUGCAAGGAAGCUUGGAGAAAAUCCGCACCAAGGGCGUCCCUGGUGGGUACCCUACUGCUUUUAAGGCCCAUGGAGACACUGGCGGAGAUGCCACACCAAGGUCUACUCGUGGAGGCAGACACCCAGAGCGGUAUGAUGGGUAUCCUCGAAGAAGUGAGGAUCUCGGAGUUAUCCAGCUGUGGCAAAGAAUUCUGGGACAUGAAUUGAACGCUCAUUCCUCCGGUCAUAGGACAAGGAGACAGAGCGAUUCGCCACUUCCGACAAGCAGAGGAGCUACCCGUUCAACUUCGCCUUUGAGCAGCCGACGUAGCCGGAGCUACAGGGAGGCCGUCGACCAGCACUUGGCUUGGCUGCAGAACUUCUCUCGUCAGGCGGGUCCAUUGACGGCUCGAAGUUAUGGAGGUUGGUAACAUUGGCUGAUUGUAAAUGUAUCACAAGCAAUCGCCAUAUUUUGCCGCGAUUUGUUUUUUGUACAUCACAAGCCGCAAGGCCCUGUAACUUGGCAGUUUUUGCCAGGUGGUUAAUGCCUUUUUUCUGGACCAAAGGUGUCUCACAAUUCAGUGGAAUUGACCAAGCCUUCUUAGGAGGACGUGGCCUGCAGGAGAAAAA
This is a messenger RNA of Cladocopium goreaui, 1027 nucleotides long. Lineage: Eukaryota; Dinophyceae; Suessiales; Symbiodiniaceae. The record is from the annotation of a GenBank genome assembly.